Tarenaya hassleriana is the source of this 812-nucleotide messenger RNA. Its product is annotated as protein BOLA2. NCBI's taxonomy places the organism in Eukaryota, Viridiplantae, Streptophyta, Magnoliopsida, Brassicales, Cleomaceae. Gene Ontology annotation, cellular component: nucleus; cytosol. Gene Ontology annotation, biological process: intracellular iron ion homeostasis. The transcript has 3 exons. The coding region runs from base 315 to 596 and encodes 93 amino acids. Gene Ontology annotation, molecular function: 2 iron, 2 sulfur cluster binding. The record is from RefSeq and is a predicted model, not a curated record.
GACACCGAAGUGCGAUUUCUGAUUCAAGAUUCAAAGCUCAAUGUUUCGUAAAUUCAGAUUCUUUUUUUCACGGUUUGGUCCUAACACCCAAAUAAUUCUGGGUUUUGAUUUGUGAUGAUAAGUCUAUGGAUAGUAUAGAAUCUUGAGCGCGAAUAUGGGAUUGGGAAGAACACGAUACGAUGUAGAAAAGUGGCAGAGAACAUAUUCGGCUCAUCAGGUUCACUCAUCCACAAAUCGGCAACGAACCCACAAGCCUUCUUCGCCAUUCGAGCACAGCUAAGGUUUAGACUCUGCUCCGAGAGAGAGAGAGAGAGAUGGGGGUGACGAAGGAGCAAGUCGAAGCUUCGCUGACUUCGAAGCUCAAACCUGUUCAUCUCGAAGUGAUCGACACGUCUGGAGGCUGCGGGGCGAGUUUUGAGAUCGAGGUUGUUUCGGAACAGUUUGAAGGGAAGAGGUUGCUAGAGAGGCACCGGAUGGUGAAUGCAGCACUGGAGGAAGAGAUGAAGGAGAUUCAUGCCCUCUCCAUUAAGAAAGCUCAGACGCCGGAACAGUGGAAGCCAUUGCAGGACUCUGCAACUCCGACCACUAUUGCCUGAACGCCCUCCUGUCUGUAAGGCUUCGAACGUUUCUGCGUGGAAACAAAAGCAAAAAACAUCGACUUUGUUGUGGUACUUCUUGAUUGGGCGGCAAACCUCAUAAAUUCUAUAUAUAUAUAGAGAGAGAGAGAAAAGCAUGUAUGGUGGAUUUAUAGAUCAUAUGAGGAAAAUGAUGCCCAGGAAAUAAAUUUGAAUAAAUGAAAUCUUACACUACAA